AUGAUUGGAACUGAGAGAGCUUUGCCCAGGCGAGCACAGUACCCCAUAGAGAACCACUUUAAGCCAGUUAUCAAUUCGACAUCUCCCGUGGUCGUCGAUUUUCACGCCGAUUGGUGCGGACCUUGCCGAACACUUGGACCUCGUUUGGAAGAGAAGGUGACUUCACUUGCAAAGGAAAAAUUUGGCUAUCCUGCAAAAAGUAGCUUCUUCAUCUUUCUAGACCUACCUUGUUUUAAAAUGAAUUUUAUGCCUUUCUAUGCGUUGCUUCCCCCUAACAGUGUACCGCCUCAUCGCGACUGGGAGGUGUUCCUGGGUGUUGGACUGCGAUAUAAAUAA
Molecule: messenger RNA, 336 nt
Organism: Angiostrongylus costaricensis
Lineage: Eukaryota; Metazoa; Nematoda; Chromadorea; Rhabditida; Metastrongylidae
Source: the annotation of a GenBank genome assembly